This is a messenger RNA of Indicator indicator, 1848 nucleotides long. RefSeq names its product alpha-fetoprotein-like. The record is from RefSeq and is a predicted model, not a curated record. Gene Ontology annotation, cellular component: blood microparticle; cytoplasm. Gene Ontology annotation, biological process: transport. The coding region runs from base 1 to 1848 and encodes 615 amino acids. NCBI's taxonomy places the organism in Eukaryota, Metazoa, Chordata, Aves, Piciformes, Indicatoridae. The transcript is spliced from 14 exons.
AUGACCUGGAGAGCAAGAAUUGAUCUGCUGCUUGUGCUGAGCCUCACUGUGGUCAGAGCCCUGCCUAGAAGCUCCCAGGACACAGAGGAGGGAUCCAGCAUUGCCCAACGCUUUGCUCAGCUGCAGGAGGAGAAUUUCAAAGCCAUUGCCAUGGUCAUGUUUGCUCAGUAUGUGCAAGGAGGCUCCUUUGGCAAAGCAGUGAAAAUGGCUGAGGAUGUCACAGCCCUUGCCAGAAGCUGUACUGCUGGGGGCAGGGACAACCCAGAGUGUCUGAAGCCCUUGGACAGGAUUUUCCUCAACACCAUAUGCCAGGAGGAAGACCUGCCCAGGCUCUCUGAGUGCUGUGCUAAAAAGGACCCUGAAAGACAUGACUGCUUCCUCUCCCUGAAAAACUCCUCCAGAGCUUUCACUUCUCCUUUUGACAGCCCAAAUGCUGAAGCUGCCUGCAAAAACUACUCACAGCAUCCACAGCCAUUAACAGCACACUUUAUCUACGAGGUUUCCAGGCAGCAGCCUUUCCUCUACGUCCCAAGCGUCCUGGCCGGGGCUGCCCGCUAUGAGGAGAUGAUGAAGAGCUGCUGCAGGGGCACUGGGGCCCCCACUCCUGACCCACAGGAAUGCUUUCAGAGACAGGCACCAAAGGUGAUGAAGCCAAUAAAAGAAGAAGGCCUGAGGCAGGAACACACCUGUGGGAUCUUGGAGAAGUUUGGAGAAAGGACCCUCCAGGCCCUGAAACUUGCUCAGAUAAGCCAAAAAUUCCCCAGGGCUGACUUUGGCACUGUCAGCAAGCUGGUGCUGGAUGUGGCUGCCAUGCACAGGGCCUGCUGCCGUGGGGCUACGCUGGACUGCAUGAGUGCCAGGGAGGAGAUCCUGCACUACGUCUGCACCCACCAAGACAUCCUCUCGAGUAAAAUCCAGCAGUGCUGUGAGAAGCCUCUGCUGCAGAGAAGUGAAUGCAUCAUUCAUGCAGAGAAUGAUGACAAACCUGCAGGCCUGUCCCCCCACGUCAGGGAGUUCAUAGAGGACAAGAGAAUGUGUCAGCAGUUUGCCCAGGAAAAGGAUAAACACUUAGCCAGGUUUCUGUAUGAGUACUCCAGGAGACACCCUGAGUUUUCUGCUCAGAUGCUUCUAAGAAUCGGGAAGGGCUACGAGGAGCUGCUGAAAGAGUGCUGCAGGAGUGGGGCCCCAGAGAACUGCUGCAGCAGAGGGGAGGAGGAGCUGAAGAAGCACAUUUAUGAGACUGAGAGUGUGAUGAAGUCAAGCUGUGACAUUUACAAGGAGAAAGGGGAUUACUACUUCCAGAAUGAGCUUCUCAUGAGCUUCACCAAGAAGAUGCCCCAGCUGACAUCUGCAGAGCUGAUCAAGUUCACCAAGCAGAUGACCACCAUUGGCUCCAAAUGCUGCCAGCUGAGCCAGGAGAAGCUGCUGCCUUGUGCUGAGGAGAAUCUGGAUCUGGUGCUUGGAGAAAUAUGCAGAAGGCACCUGAGGGAUCCUAUCAACCCAGGAGUCUGCCACUGCUGCAGCAGCUCCUACUCCUUCAGGAGGCCCUGCCUGGGGAAGCUGGAGAUGGAUGAGACUUUUGUGCCCUUGUCCUUGACUCCUGGGCUCUUCACCUUCCAUGAAGACCUCUGUACCAGCCAGGAGGAGAAGCUGCAGCACAGGAAGCAGGAGAUGCUGAUCACCCUGCUCAAGUACAAGCCCCAGAUCUCCCAGGCACAGCUGGCCUCAGUCACCGCUGCCUUCGCCACCAUGAGGGAGCAGUGCUGCAGGGAGAGCAGCCCAGGGGCCUGCUUCCAGACACAGGGUCCAGAUCUGAUAAAAAGAAGUGAGAAGCUGUUGUCAGCAUGA